CACCGGCAGGGCACGGGAGCCCGGGGCAGGGCGGGACCCGGCGCGGUGCCGACCCCCCCCUGCAGCGGGGGCACCCACUGGGGGAGCCCAAACCCGGCACCCCCGGGGUGACCCCAGAGGUGGGGGGGGGGCUCCUCGCCCCCCUGCACCCCCCCGGUCACUGCCCUGCCCCGGUGCCGGUGUUUAGGGGGGGUCCCCGGGGAGCGGCCCCCCCAUAGCAGCCAGGCACUGCAGCACCUUGGGGUGCAGGAUCCCAGCCGAGAGGGGCCCCGUGCCCACCCCUCCCCUGCUGCAGCGCCGGGGGGGGGGGAACGGGGGGGCUGCCCGGGGUGGCGGAGCCAUGGAGCCCACGGGGCUGCCGGAGCCCUCCCUGUACACGGUGAAGGCGCUGCUCGUCCUCGACAGCCACGGGCAGCGGCUCCUGGCCAAGUACUACGACGGCAGCUUCCCCACGGCGCAGGAGCAGGCGGCCUUCGAGAGCAGCAUCUUCAGCAAGACCCGCGGGGCAGGCGGGGAGAUCACCUGCCUGGACGGCCUCACCGUGGUCUACAGGAGCAGCAGCGACCUCCUCUUCUGCGUGGUGGGGGGCCCCCAGGAGAACGAGCUGAUGCUGUCAGCCGUGCUUGGCUGCCUCUGCGACGCCCUCAGGCCUCGUGCUGCGGAAGGACUUGGAGAAGCGCUGGCUGCUGGAGAACCUGGACGGGGCCUUCCUGGUGCUGGACGAGAUCGUGGACAGGGGGGUGAUCCUGGAGAGCGACCCCCAGCGCGUGCUGCAGCGCCUGGGCCCGCGGGCCCCCGAGCCCGCUCCCUACGGCUUCGUGCUCUUCGAUUACCUGGCGGGCAGCCGCGAGCAGGGGGGCGCGGGGGGCGCCGACCCCCCCAAGUAGAAGCACCCAGGGGCUGCAGCCCCCCCCCGGUGGCCCCGAGCCAGCUCCCACCCCCGGCGUUAGGAACAGCGAGGGAACCGCUCAGGAUCCCGGAGACCAGGUUGGCCGCCCUCCUGCCCCCCCGUUGGGCCCCCGUGGAUCCCAAACGGCUCCGGGCUGCCCCCAAUAAAGCUGCUGCCCCCAGCGCCCCCACCCCCGCCUCUGCCCCCCUCAUUCUGGGGGGCUCAGCCCUGCCACGACCCCCGCCCAGUGCCCCCACCCGUGGGGUCUGAGGGGCGAGCACCAGGGGGCUGCCGGUCGCUGGGGGGUGCCCAACCCGGUCUGUUACAGCCACACGGCACCGGCCCGGACCCCCCGUGCCCCCC
Molecule: messenger RNA, 1252 nt
Organism: Anas platyrhynchos (mallard)
Lineage: Eukaryota; Metazoa; Chordata; Aves; Anseriformes; Anatidae
Source: RefSeq, a predicted model, not a curated record